GAUGAAAAUUUAUUUGGGCAGCAAAACGAGUUGUUGAUGGCAACUCUGCCACUGGUGUAUAACGGAGCAGCUUCGCCGUCACACAGUGGUUCAGUUGCAGCCUAGCAGCGUAAGAUAUUGGUGCUAUCUUGGAUGUUCUCUCGUUAUUCACGUGAUCCAAACAUGAAUCAUAACGAUAUAAAUCAACACAUUAUGGGAGUCAACGAAGAUGCGGAGUUCUUCACCGAUUACGGCAAUCCUGGAGGUGGUGAUGCGAGAGGAAACUCUCGGUCGUACUACCCUUCUGAAAUGUUCAGCCCACCGACCUUCUCAAAUCAAGAUUUGGUAAGUGAUCCUCUGUACAGACAAGAUUUGUCUCGAUCUGAAGACUCGUCGCUGAGGAAUACCUCUGCCAACACGAGCGGCCAUCUGGCGGGCGAUGAACUCCCUUCAGAACACCAACAGGAAAUUCAUGCAGAGAAUGAUAAUGGGAACUGCAGGCAGCUUUCCAGUCGACGUCUUCAGAGCCAAAGUAAUUCAAGGACCGAGUUGGGCGUCUCACUCGACCAGCAAGACAUCCAAGAAAUGAGAGAAUCGAUACAGCAAGAACACCUGCUUAGGGCACUGUACAACGAGGCCCUGCAACAAGUUGAAAUGCUCAGUCCUGAUUACUUGGGUGAUCUUGAACACGAAGACCUUUUUGCAGAGCUCAUCCCUGAGCUCGUAAGCUUUGGUAGCUGGACUUAAGCAGAAGUAGUCUAGCUCUUCCUGGACGACGACCCGACGCUCUCAUGUCUGGUCACAAUGUCUUCUGCUAGAUAGAAGAAGUUUGUAAUGCCGAUUUCACAGUACUGUGAAUAUAAAUGAGAGGAAUACACUAUUUAACAAAGACAAGAAACUAGAAUCAGUACACCAUAUCACAUGUGAUACAGCGUAAUAGUAUUAGUUCCUUUUUCUGUUAAAUGGUAUCUACUUGUCAUUUAUAUAUCCCAGUUAAUCAGAGUUGUUCGAUCCACUGCCAUGUGGGUUUAGUUAUCUUGUGUUGCUGAACACAGCAGAUGGAUUCAGAUGUUUUGAUAUGUUCAACUCCCAGGUGGAUUUAGUUAUCUUGUGUUGAUCAAUCCACUAGGUGGAUUUAGCUAUCUUGUGUUGCUCAACCCACUAAGUGGGUUUAAUUAUCUUGUGAUGCUCGACCCACUAGGUGGAUUUAGCUGUCUUGUUUUGCUCAACCCACUAGGAUUUAGCUAUCUUGUGUUGCUCAACCCACUAAGUGGGUUUAGUUAUCUUGUGAUGCUCGACCCACUAGGUGGAUUUAGCUGUCUUGUUUUGCUCAACCCACUAGGUGGAUUUAGCUAUCUUGUGUUGCUCAACCCACUAGGUGGAUUUAGCUGUCUUAUUUUGCUCAACCCACUAGGUGGAUUUAGCUAUCUUGUGUUGCUUAACCCACUAAGUGGGUUUAGUUAUCUUGUGAUGCUCGACCCACUAGGUGGAUUUAGCUGUCUUGCGAUGCUUGACCCACCAAGUGGGUUUAGUUAAACUGAGUUAAUUUGUAGGCUGAUAGACAGCAACCACCCAGGGAGACACCACCGUCACUCACAUUAGUGUUUCGCACCGUAGAAUAUCUUUCUGUGUCAUGAACACGUAAGAUGAUAGGUAAAUCUUACUAACCUCUGCAUUCAGUAUACAUGUAUCUUUAUUUUCCCGUGUGUUUCUUAAUAGCUCUUGGUCCUGUAACAUUUCCUUUCCAAUUUAAGAGAGCUGGUCUGAGACCGGGCUGCAGGGGCGAUGGUCCCCGAAAUCAUAAUCAGAUAUAACAGGAGAGUCAAGUUGCAUAGAGUUUCAACCUAUUGAGACACCUCAUUACAAGGUUGUAUAUUAAAAGGUUGAAAUUUUAAAAAAACAUUCAGACAUCUUUUUAUUCACUAUUUUAUAGAGCCAAGACAAAAGAGUCCAAGUGUGGCUGUUUAGCUACAAUUUUUUCUUUAGUGGAGAUAUGACAACGACAUUGAAAAUCGUAAGUUGUCACUAGAGCAUAGAAAAUUAUUAAGUAAAUCAUUAUUUUAACUUCAUUUUUGUUAACUAAGAAAAAAAAAAGCAUGCUUCAGGCUUUAUAUAAAUGGAGGCUGUGAUAUGUGCCUUUGUGUAGUGAAAUUUUUUUAAAUGUUGAGUUUCUGUGUUGAUAUACAGCGCCAUUUUGACAGUGAUUUAUCUUAUACCUGGAAAAAACUGCGUUAUGUUAUGUUUAUAUUAAUACUUCAAACUUCACAUUGUUCUGUAAAACUUGUUAUAGCUUUUGUUCCAUCCAGCAUUUUGGUGUAAUCUUGUAGCCUUGUAUUAUUGUGGACUGGUGUAGGAUUGUAUUCUUGUAGGCUGGUGUAGCCCUGUGUUCUUAUAGGCUGGUGUGUCUCAAGAGUGCUAAACACAGCAAGGUUUUUGAGUGAUUGAUUA
This is a messenger RNA of Cherax quadricarinatus, 2427 nucleotides long. Lineage: Eukaryota; Metazoa; Arthropoda; Malacostraca; Decapoda; Parastacidae. The record is from RefSeq and is a predicted model, not a curated record.